Molecule: messenger RNA, 1038 nt
Organism: Diabrotica virgifera virgifera (western corn rootworm)
Lineage: Eukaryota; Metazoa; Arthropoda; Insecta; Coleoptera; Chrysomelidae
Product: retinol-binding protein pinta
Cellular component (GO): membrane
Molecular function (GO): phosphatidylinositol bisphosphate binding
Source: RefSeq, a predicted model, not a curated record
UUUUUCGAACUGGAUCAUAUUUUUGUACGCGGCAUAAACAAAAUAGUCAUAUACAACCGAUAGAGAAGUGAAAACAUUCUUCAUUUAGUACGUUGACCCGCUACAUCAUAAAGUAAUGGCAACUGCAAUCGACUUAUCUGAUAACCAAGAAGCUAAAAAAUUCGCCGAAGGAGAACUAAACGAAACGGACGAAACUAGGGUCAAUUCUUUGGAGGAGCUUAAACGAUGGUUACAAGAAGAACCUCAGCUACACGCUCGAUUAGAAGACCAGUAUCUGCUGGCGUUUUUGAGAGGGUCCAAAUUCAACAUGGAAAAAACAAAGAAGAAAGUAAAGAAUUACUACAAGAUGAGGAGGGAUGUUCCCGAGUGGUUUUCGAAUCGGGAUCCAGAGUUGAAUCAGAUGCAAGAAUUAAUCAAAUUGGGUUGUUUUGUGCCAUUAAAAAAGAAACAAGAUAACAGAUUAGUUGUAAUUAUCCGAACAGCUGCCCAUAAUCCCAGCAUACAUACCCAGGAUGACGUUUUUAAAGCCGGUACCAUGAUGAUGGAUGUAGCUGCUAUGGAAAAUGUUAUUUCUUCACACCUUUAUGGAGUAACUGCUAUUCUUGACAUGACUGGACAGAGUUUUGCCCAUGUUAGACAAUUGACGCCCAGUACUAUAAUCGGAAAGGCUGUGAAUUGUUGGCAGAAUUACCAUAUCAGGCCCAAGCAUCUUGAGUUCAUCAAUGCGCCGACCGCCGUUCACGUAGUUAUAUCCAUAUUCAAAAGCUUCAUGAACAGUAAACUAAGAGAAAGAGUAAGGACCCAUUUACCAGGCCAACUGAAAGAUUUGUAUACUGUAGUAGACCCCAAAAUUCUUCCACCGGAAUACGGCGGCGAGGGGGAAACGAUGCAAGAGCUUAUUGACUAUUGGAACGACAAAUAUAUUAGCUACAAAUCAUGGUUUCUUGACGACGAACAGUACAAAGCUGACUGAGAUUAAUUUAAAUUUUAUUUAUAUUUUGAAUGUGUAAAAAUGAUUUAAAUAUACAAAUAGUUUUA